CCGCGCGCUCCGACCGCGGGCGGCCAGCGGGGCGGGCGGGCGCGCCGGCUGUAUCCCCAUCCUCUCGGGCGCGCACGAGCGGCUCGGGCGGAGCGGCAGGCCGGCCAUGGCCACCACCAGCACCGCCAGCACCACCAGCACCACGGGCUCCACCCUGCUGCAGCCCCUCAGCAACGCCGUUCGGCUGCCCAUCGACCAGGUCAACUUUGUAGUGUGCCAACUCUUUGCCUUGCUAGCAGCCAUUUGGUUUCGAACUUACCUACAUUCAAGCAAAACUAGCUCUUUUAUAAGACAUGUCGUUGCUACCCUUUUGGGCCUUUAUCUUGCACUUUUUUGCUUUGGAUGGUAUGCCUUACAUUUUCUUGUACAAAGUGGAAUUUCCUACUGUAUCAUGGUCAUAAUAGGAGUGGAGAACAUGCACAAAUAUUGUUUCGUGUUUGCUUUGGGAUACCUCACAGUAUGCCAAAUCACUAGAGUCUAUAUCUUUGAUUAUGGACAAUAUUCUGCUGAUUUUUCAGGCCCAAUGAUGAUAAUUACCCAGAAGAUCACUAGUUUGGCUUAUGAAAUUCAUGAUGGGAUGUUUCGGAAGGAUGAAGAGCUGACUCCGUCACAGAGGGGGUUAGCGGUCAGGCGCAUGCCCAGUCUUUUGGAGUAUUUAAGUUACAACUGUAACUUCAUGGGUAUCCUGGCAGGCCCACUCUGCUCUUACAAAGACUACAUCACUUUCAUCGAAGGCAGAUCAUACCAUAUGACGCAGUCAGGUGAAAAUGGGAAAGAAGAGAUACAGUACGAAAGGACAGAGCCAUCACCAAAUGUCGCAGUUAUUCAGAAACUCUUAGUCUGUGGACUUUCCUUACUGUUCCACUUGACCAUCUCUAAGAUGUUACCCGUGGAGUACAACAUUGAUGAACAUUUUCAGGCCACAGCUUCAUGGCCGACAAAGGUGAUCUAUCUCUACGUCUCUCUUUUGGCUGCCAGACCCAAGUACUAUUUUGCAUGGACGUUAGCCGACGCCAUCAACAAUGCAGCGGGCUUUGGAUUCAGAGGUUAUGACAAAAAUGGAGCCGCCCAUUGGGACCUAAUUUCCAAUCUGAGGAUCAAGCAAAUAGAGAUGUCAACAAGUUUCAAGAUGUUUCUCGAUAAUUGGAAUAUUCAGACAGCUCUUUGGCUCAAAAGGGUGUGUUACGAGCGUGCCUCCUUGAGUCCCACCACCCAGACCUUCUUCCUCUCUGCCAUCUGGCAUGGGGUGUACCCGGGCUAUUACCUGACCUUUCUCACCGGAGUGCUGAUGACGCUGGUGGCCCGAGCUGUGAGAAAUAACUUUAGACAUUAUUUCAUCGAACCUCCCCAGCUGAAAUUUUUGUACGAUGUUAUAACAUGGAUAGCAACUCAGAUAGCAAUAAGUUACACAGUUGUGCCAUUUGUCCUUCUUUCUGUAAAACCUUCACUCAUGUUUUACAGCUCCUGGUAUUACAGCCUUCACUUUGCUGGUAUCUUAGUAUUAUUGUUGUUGCCAGCGAAAAAAAAACAAAAAGGAAAGAGUACACAUGAAAACGUUCAGCUGUCACAAUCCAAAAAGUUUGAUGAAAGAGAAAAUUCUUUGGGACAGAAUAGUUUUUUCACAACAAACAAUGUUUGCAAUCAGAAUCAAGAAAUAGCUUCUAGACAUUCAUCAUUAAAGCAAUGAUGAGGAAAGCA
Molecule: messenger RNA, 1698 nt
Organism: Cervus elaphus (red deer)
Lineage: Eukaryota; Metazoa; Chordata; Mammalia; Artiodactyla; Cervidae
Product: lysophospholipid acyltransferase 2
Exons: 1
Coding region: 107-1687 (526 amino acids)
Biological process (GO): lipid modification
Cellular component (GO): membrane
Molecular function (GO): acyltransferase activity
Source: RefSeq, a predicted model, not a curated record